Molecule: messenger RNA, 2393 nt
Organism: Poeciliopsis prolifica (blackstripe livebearer)
Lineage: Eukaryota; Metazoa; Chordata; Actinopteri; Cyprinodontiformes; Poeciliidae
Gene: gpr157
Product: G protein-coupled receptor 157
Exons: 4
Coding region: 259-1281 (340 amino acids)
Biological process (GO): adenylate cyclase-activating G protein-coupled receptor signaling pathway; cell surface receptor signaling pathway
Cellular component (GO): plasma membrane
Molecular function (GO): cAMP binding; G protein-coupled receptor activity
Source: RefSeq, a predicted model, not a curated record
UCUUCCCUUCACCAGCUGACUGACUGACUGACUUCUGCUUUGGGUUCCGGUUGGCGCAAACGGGGAGGCGUGCGGACUUGAGGAGGGAGGGCUUAAAGCGCUGGGCCAAAAGUUUCGCUUGCCUCGCCUGGACUGGAAGUUUUCAACUCGCUCUCCCUCUGAGGGGAAACAUGGUAACAGCCAGCACAGGCCUGCUGCUCCCGCUGCCGGACCUAUCUGGGCAAACUCCGAAAUAGCCGCCGGUUUUCGCUGUGAGUUAUGGCCAACGGGACCCAGACAGAGCUGUACCUGUCCGAGCGGGUCAUUGUGUUGGGUACCUGCGCUCUGUCCGUCCUGGGCUCCUCGCUCAUCGUCCUCACGCACAUCCUCUGGACGGACUUGAGGACCACCCCGCGGAGGCUGCUGGUGUUCCUCUCGGUCACCGACUGGCUGUCGGCCGUCUCCUACGCCUUCGGAGUCUGGAGCAGUUUCCGCAGCGACUCGGCCCAGUGCGUCGCCCAGGGAGCCAUAUCCACUUUCUCGAACACCAGCAGCUUCUUCUGGACCGUGUCCAUCGCCGUGUACCUCUACGUCUUCAUCGUCCGGUCGAGCCAGAGGGUCGCUGACGGCCUGGUCCUGGUCUUCCACCUGGUCAGCUGGGGCGUUCCUCUGGUCAUCACCGUCACCGCAGUGUGCCUCAACAAGAUCGGCUACGAUGCAUCAGAGGUGUCUGUGGGCUGGUGCUGGGUCAGGAUCGAGGCUCCGGAUCGGGUCCUGUGGAUGCUGCUGACUGGAAAGAUCUGGGAGUUCCUGGCCUACCUCACUCUUCCUGUGCUCUAUAUCUUGAUAAAGAGGCAUAUCCACAGAGCGCAUGCGGCCCUGUCUGAAUAUCGUCCCAUCUUGGCCACCAGACCCCCGUCGCAGUCCUUCUCCUCCAUGGCAGAUGUGAAGCUAACGCUCAUCCCCAUCAUCUUCAUCGUCCUGCGCAUCUGGAGCACGGUGCGCUUCAUCCUGCUGCUGGCUAACUCUCCGGUCAGACAGAACCCGGUGUUGGUCACACUACACGGUAUCGGCAACACGUCUCAGGGAGCAGCCAACUGCGUCAUGUUUGUGUUCUUCACUCAGCCCAUCCGCUCUCGCCUCUGCACUGCGCUCUGCUGCUGCUGCUCCUCCAACUGUCGAGCCGAGGCGCCGCACUCGGACGACACCCCACAGCGGCACCCGGCGAGACGGGACUCGAGAGGAGGAGGAGGAGGAGAAGAAGAAGAGGAUGGCACCAGUGGAGUGCAGAGGGAGAGAUGAUGCUGAACCGCUGAGGUGAAAGAAGCGGUUGAGCAGGAAAGCCUUAUGAAAGCGUGGGAUGGAGAUACUGCAGACGCAUCGUCUCGGUUAUACGCUUGCACUCUGGGAGUUGGGUUGAUGCUACCUGAAUUAUACCGAGCACUAGAUGACUUUUUGAAAUGAUGUUUCUCUUAUGGUUUUUCUGCUAUGUUUCUUGAGUCUGUUACACCAAAUGAAGGACACGUUACUGUAGCGCCUCUUUUUAUCAUGUACUGUAACAAAGUUGCCACUGUGAAGGAACGGUUGGGCAAUCUUCAUAUUUUGUCCAACCGAUUGUGCUAACCAAAUGACAUAAAAGAAAAUAAUCUGCCAAAACAUCUUUACACUGUUGAUGUCACUGAUUAGAAGGUUUCGCAUCACUCUAAAUGUGGCUGCUUGACUUGAAAUGCUGUUUCCUCUUAUUUUAAAAUGUCUCAUUCCAGUCCUGCAGCGAGAUGCUCGGUACUAUAUUGGCAUACUGGUGUGUGCUUAGUCUAUGCUCAACUAAAUGUUUCUGCAACCGGAAAAACUAUGUUGGAAUGUGAAAUGAAACUUAGAUCAGUAUAGCGGGUUAGCAUGGAUGAACUGAAUAUAACACACGUAUAUCUGAUGCUAACAUGAUGUCAGCAGAUGUUGCAGCAAUCCUUAGUCACUGUAAGGAUUUAGAAACUUUACAGUACAACUCAUGAUGAUUUAAAUGGGCUGUUUUCUAACUUGAUCAGAAUUAAGCUGUGGAAUAUUUUAGGGUCUCCUCCGCUUUUGCUUUUUUUUUUUUUUUCCAUGAGACAAAUCGGAAAUGUUCUCUGGCCAGUUUAACAUCUACAGUCCUCGUGUUGCUUUGUACAAUGUGACUUGAAGCAUAAAAGAAUUUAAUAACGUCUUCCUUAAAGUGGGAAAAGAACUUUAUUUCUAGAUCUUGUCUGUGCUUUUUUUUUUUUUUUUUUGAACUGUUGAACUCUGGUCACCCAUUCAUUGACUGCCACUAAAUAUUUUGGUGAGUGAAUUAUUUUUUUUUGCAUCAAACCUUUGCACAAUAUUUAAUUUGAGGCCUGACCUACCGUAUUUGUAUUGUAAUAAAUUUCUACUGUUCCUCA